Meloidogyne enterolobii is the source of this 1458-nucleotide messenger RNA. The record is from the annotation of a GenBank genome assembly. Lineage: Eukaryota; Metazoa; Nematoda; Chromadorea; Rhabditida; Meloidogynidae.
UAGGGGGAAAAGGUGACAGCCGAUGGGAACGCAUCGUCAUAGGAGGGGAGAACGUUCUCGCACGUCUUGGGAGGCUUUCGUUGGUUUGCGCGCUCACAUCAAAACUCGCUGUGUUUUUGGUCCUCCCUCACUCAAAUCAACCAGUAAUCAACACAAGAUCAAUGCCCUCAUCACAGGAAAAGGCUGGCGCAGUGAUCGCUACUAAAAUUAGCUAUCGACACCCGAGAACGUUGACACCAAAAGAAAAAACUGCAUUAUCUGAAAACAAAUUUAGAGCGACAAAAACUAAAUCUGCUAUUUCAAAAUUGUAUUUUUCGGUAUUAUUAUUUAUCUUCACAUGUGUGGGUGUUCCAGAAUUUCAAAAUAAUGUCUAUGCUGUACCUUCUCCUGUUGGACCUUGCACUAUAAAUUCGGGAAUUGAUGGAUUUCCACAAAUUUCACUUCCAAAAUUACCCGGAACAAAUCCUAGGCUGAAAUGUACUGAUAAAGGAUAUUUCGAGUUGAUACAAUGCUUUUCGGAUUAUUGCGUUUGUGUGGAUCCAAGCACAGGUGCUGAAGCAACUUCUACAAAGACUUUAUCAAAUCGAAUAAAUCCAGAAUGUGGUAGAUGCUACAGAUCAUUAGCCCGUUAUUACAAGGACAGCGAUGAUUUUCUGUUCCGUCCGUUGUGCGAUCCAAAGACUGGUUUCUGUGUGAAUGUACUUAAUGGUCUCAAAUUGAGCAAGGAUGAAAAACCAAAUUCUCAGACUACUUGUGAUGAUGGGCAUUUUGAUUUUUCAAUUGGCGGAGGAAUGCUUACCAAGAGUGAGAAAUUACCAAGUGGUAUAACAAUCGAACAACGUAUUCCGAUUGGAAAUCCUCUUUGCAAAUUGCCUAAAGACUCAGGUGAAAACCGUUGCAAUGGUAAAGGAAAAGGAGUAAAGUGGUAUUUUGAUGUUGAUACAUUUGAAUGUUUAGCCUUUAGCUAUAACGGGUGUGGUGGAAAUAAAAAUCGGUUUGAUUCAGUAACUGAAUGUUGGGAUCAGUGUAGACUAGCGGAUAUGGCCGGAUGCGCAGGGAUGACACUUCCUGCAACAAAUACUCAUGGACAUACAAUUGUAUGUUCCAGUAUGGAAGCAGGAAGUGCCCCUAUACAAAGCUGUCCGGCUGGUUAUCGUUGUACAAUGCUUGCAUUUAUGGGUGUUUGUUGCCAUUCCGCUACUCAAGGUGCGAUUAUACCUUUUACACCUUUCUUACUUCUGAAGCUUGUUUAAGAUCUUUAUGAACGAAACUACCGACCUUCUUGUGUCAAUGGAAAGCAUCCCCUAUUAAUGGAAGCUGGAGGGACUCCUGCAAACCUAAUAGGUACGGAAAAGACAUUAUAAUCUCAAAGUUUAGAUUCAGGCAAAAAGUGCACUGAUAACUUUUGUCCUUCUAAUUCAAGUUGUGUUGAAAAAGAAAUUUUUGCUCAUUGCUGUC